Molecule: messenger RNA, 1259 nt
Organism: Spinacia oleracea (spinach)
Lineage: Eukaryota; Viridiplantae; Streptophyta; Magnoliopsida; Caryophyllales; Amaranthaceae
Product: tyrosine-sulfated glycopeptide receptor 1-like
Exons: 1
Coding region: 383-1168 (261 amino acids)
Biological process (GO): protein phosphorylation
Molecular function (GO): ATP binding; protein kinase activity
Source: RefSeq, a predicted model, not a curated record
CAAAAUCAAAUUAACCUUCCCAAGAGGAAAAGAGAGUCGGGCAAGAAAUAAAAGAACAUAAAAUAAAUUACCUCUAGUACCCGCCUGUCACUUCUUUGGUCCCCAAGAAGUUGUUGGUGAUCAAAAUUUGGACCUCUAUAGAUAGCAUUACCUGCCCUGCCCUCUCAUCAUCACUGAAUGACGGGGGUAAAUUAAAAUCUACAAACUCAUAAUAGUAGAUAUGAUUAAUGAAUAUCACAGCUAAGUCAAUAUAUGCAAUCAAAAGAAAAAGAUGCACAUGUGUAUUUGCAUGCAUUUUCGUGAUUCUGGUGAACUGGAUAAUGUCCAAGAGAAGGAUCCUUCCAAGAGGUGACAAAUUGACAAUGAUAAGUUUGAAACAGAAAUGGGUUACUCCAGCUCUCGAGAAGUUGGGAAAGACACCAGUCUAGUAAUGGUUUUCAAGCUACACCGUACCUUUGAGAUCAAGGAUCUGACCAUACUGGACAUACUGAAAGCAACCAACAAUUUCAACCAAGAAAACAUAAUUGGCUAUCGAGGCUUUCGUUUGGGUUAUAAAGCAACCUUAAACAAUGGAGCAAAGCUUGCUAUCAAAAAUCUUUCAGGAGAUAUGUGUAUGAUAGAACGAGAAUCCAAAGCAGAGGUGGAAGUUUUAUCAAAGGCCCAACACGAAAAAAUGGUUUCUCUGCUGGGAUAUUGUGUCCACGAUGGUCUUCGGCUACUGAUGUACUCUAACUCUUAUAUGCAUAAUGGAAGCCUUGACUACUGGUUGCAUGAGAACCCUAAUGGCUCAUCCCAACUUGAUUGGCCGUUGCGGUUGAAAAUAGAUCUUGGAGCAGGUAGCAUGCACCAAAUCUAUGAACCACACAUUGUGCACCGUGAUAUAAAGUCGAGUAACAUUAUCCUUAAUGAGAACUUUGAAGCACAUAUUGCUGAUUUUGGAUUAUCCAGGCUCAUUCUCCCUUAUGCAACUCAUGUUACAACCGAGCUUGUUGGAACACGUACUGGGGUACAUUCCACCAGAGUAUGGGUAGCCACGCUAAGGGGCAACGUAUACAGUUUCGGGCUUGUAAUUCUUGAACUACUUACAGGAAAGAGGCCUAUGGAGGUAUCCAAAUCAAAGGCAUCAAGGAAAAUAGUUGUAUGGGUGAAGCAAUUGAAAAACGAAUGAAGAAAUAUUUGAUUUUGUACUGAGAGGCAAAGGAUAUGAACAAGAGAUGUUAUAGGUAACACCAACUAUCAUGAAAGUUGUUGAUCAGCUC